AGUUGGCCUUUCCAUUUUCUGCUCGAAGCCGUCAGACAUUUUGGAAUAGAUUCGUUUGUUGAAAUUUUCACUUGCUUCAGUGAGGAAUUUUAAAUCUGCAUCCGCCGCAAAAACUUGGAACAUGAUUCGUGCAGCAUUAUUGUCCAAAUGGAAUAGAUCGGUGGCGGGAUCACUGGUUACAACCAGGGAUUACUCGACUUUGAAGCUGCUAAAUGGCAGAGCAGUGCACCCACGUGGUGAGAUUCUGAGCCCAAUUCGCUGCUUCUCAGUUGAUGGUGGCAAUGAGGGCAAACCCAAGAACAUGCCGCCUGGCUUUGUGGCUCCUGGGUCCCCCUCCUCCAUCAAUGCUGGCAUCCUAGGAAGCAGCUCGUUGGGAAAUAACCCCGAGAAUACCACUAGAAAGGGCGUGACUAUUUCUGAGGUACAGUCGCCUCCCGUUUCCAUAGUCACCUCCGGCGGAAAAUUGGGCAGAGCCGAUCCCUUGGACACCAACUCCAUUGUACGCAGCCAGGGCACCGAAAAGGGAUGCUCAAAUGAGGAUAAGAAGACCGAGGCCCAGAAGAAGGCAGCAGAGGCCAAGGAGGCGGCUGCCAAGCAGUUGCAGGACAUCAUGGCCAACAUGCCCAGUAAGCAGCAGACAGAGAAAUACUUCUUUCGCGUGGUGGCCUUCAUCUAUGACCUGACCUACCUCACCGGCACCUGGCUAUUGAACUUUAUCGAGCACAAUGUUGUCCGAAAUGCCACGGUGCAGCACUACUGGAAGAGAUUCCACGAGAAAAUGGAACAGGCCAAGAAGGAUUAACUCCCAGCGGAGCAAAAAUAUAUAUUAUACAACUCAGCGAAUUACAAAAAAUAAAACAGAUCGCUGACGAAUCCAAAA
Drosophila subpulchrella is the source of this 880-nucleotide messenger RNA. RefSeq lists its product as uncharacterized. NCBI's taxonomy places the organism in Eukaryota, Metazoa, Arthropoda, Insecta, Diptera, Drosophilidae. Bases 122 to 802 code for a protein of 226 amino acids. The transcript is spliced from 2 exons. The record is from RefSeq and is a predicted model, not a curated record.